This is a messenger RNA of Salvia miltiorrhiza (redroot sage), 2771 nucleotides long. RefSeq names its product probable hydroxyacylglutathione hydrolase 2, chloroplastic. The transcript has 8 exons. Gene Ontology annotation, molecular function: hydroxyacylglutathione hydrolase activity. Bases 1421 to 2416 code for a protein of 331 amino acids. NCBI's taxonomy places the organism in Eukaryota, Viridiplantae, Streptophyta, Magnoliopsida, Lamiales, Lamiaceae. The record is from RefSeq and is a predicted model, not a curated record.
UAAGUAUUCUAUUUUCAACUUUCUAAAACAUAUAAGCAUUUUUAAAUUUUGUUAAGUCUCAUGCUUAUUUACUUCUUUUGCAUUUUUUAGACUUAUAAAAUUCCAAAGAAAUUAAUUAAAUAAGAGGAGACCAAAAUUUUAAAAUACAGUUGUAGUAAGUAGGUGGACAACAAAGUCCCACAGCUGUCAAAGUUAAUAAAGAAACCCCACACUAUCGUGUUAUUCGAUGCAUAUUGAAAUUCAUUUGCACGUAUUUUCUUUUUCAUCCCUCUCAAAAAAUAAAAUAUAGUAUUUUAUUCGUAGAUUUAUAUGUUGAAUUAAGAAGAAUAUUUGCAUAUUAAUCAUAUCACUUAAUAUUCAUCAUGCGUCUAAUAUAUGCAUGUAACUUUUUCUUUAAGAAAUAUCUCAUGGCAUUAAAGAAUAAUGAUCACCCAUUGAGAAGUGUAUAUAUAAUAGUAUAUCUUUUUAGUUGGAGAUAUGUAUAGAAAGUAUAUGAAUAUUAUCAAAAAUAGAGGGUUAAUUAUUAAUUUCACUCGGAAUUUGCUACCUUAUUUUCUUAUAUAUAUCAAUUAUCAUCCACAUUUUUCAGUAAUUUCGACAUCAAUCUAGCCAGUGUAAGUAAGGUUUUCAAUUGAAGUGUUUGUUUUAUGACCUCAAUUAUUUCUUGCAGUAAAAAUAAAUAUUGGUUACCUAAAAAAAUGCUCCAGAUAUAGCUACUUUUUAAAUUUAAAUUGUAGUAUUAAUUUUUUUUCUUAAAAUAACUUUAUUUAGUAUUUGUGAAGAUAAUAUGUGAAAUGAAUAAAGAUAAAAUCAAAUAAUUAUAUAUAAAUUAUAUAUUUUUUAAAUAUUAAUUAUAUUUUCUUAAUAUAUGUGAAAUAAAUAAAGAUAAAAUCAAAUAAUUAUAUAUAAAUUAUAUAUUAUUAAAUAUUAAUUAUAUUUUCUUAAUUAUAUGUGAAGAAAACGUGGACUAAAAAUAGAAAGACUAACUAAUAUAGGCACUUCGAAAAAUAUUUUAAAAAUAUUUUUUUUUAUGGAUUUUCGAGACUUUAGAAAAAGAAAAGAAAAAAGAGGAAUCUUAAUAUUUUAGUGAUAAUCACAAAAGGAAAAUUAGACCGCAAAUAAAAAAAAAGUUGGAAAUUAGAUAUAGGAAAAUUAGAAUUAGACCGCAAAAAAAAAAAAAGGAGUAUAUGUAUAUAUAGAUACAUGCAGUCUGUAUCUCUCUCCCUCUCACAGUUUCAGUCUUUCAGAUUCACGUCUCUCUCUCUCUCUCCUAAAUUUUAUUUAGCGUUUAAAACAAAGUAGAGUAAUUAUUGUUGGUUGUGCGGUGCGUGUGUGUGUGAGUGUGGUAUCCGCGUCGUUUCUCUCUCCUGCCACUCACCAAAAAAAAAGGUUGAAAAAGCGACUGUGCCAUGACUAGAAGAUGCAGAUGAUCCUCUGUAGAGCUGCGCCAAAGGCCAUGGCUUCCUUCCCCCGCUCCAGGCCUAGGAAGGAGCUAUGUGUAUGGCCCGGAAUGGGACAGCUUUGCCUAAGAAAGAAUCUUUUGUAUGGGUUUAUGAGGCUUUUUUCAAUGCCAUUCAAAACCCUACGCAGUGUUAGCCGGACAGUUGGAGGGGUCUCACAUUUUUGCAGUAUCACAAAUAUGUCAAACAGUUUGCAAAUUGAACUGGUACCAUGCCUUCGAGACAAUUAUGCAUAUCUUUUACAUGAUAUGGACACUGGAACUGUUGGAGUAGUUGAUCCUUCUGAAGCCAUUCCUAUCAUAGAUGCAUUGAACAGGAAAAAUUGGAACUUGAAUUACAUACUCAACACUCAUCAUCAUUAUGAUCAUACUGGUGGCAACUUGGACUUAAAAGAAAGGUAUGGUGCAAAGGUUAUUGGUUCUGGUGUAGACAAGGAGAGAAUUCCUGGCAUUGACAUAGCUUUGAAUGAUGGUGACAAAUGGAAGUUUGCAAGCCAUGAGGUGCUUGUGAUGGAGACCCCUGGCCAUACAAAAGGUCAUAUUAGUUUUUACUUUCCUGGAUCGAAGUCAAUUUUCACUGGAGACACUUUGUUCAGUUUGUCAUGUGGUAAACUUUUUGAAGGGACUCCGGAGCAGAUGCUCUCGUCCUUGCGGAAGAUUGUGGCGCUGCCAGAUGAUACUAGUAUUUAUUGCGGUCAUGAAUACACCUUGAGUAAUUCAAAGUUUGCCCUAUCUAUAGAACCAAGAAAUGAGGAGUUGAAGUCUUAUGCUUCCCACAUAGCUCACCUCCGCAAUAAAGGCCUCCCAACGAUCCCAACCUCAUUAGGGAAUGAGAAGCUGUGUAACCCGUUUCUUCGUACAUCAAGUGUGGAAAUUCGAAAGUCACUCAAAAUACCCGAGUCUGCAGAUGAUGCAGAGGCGCUAGGCGCCAUCCGUCAAGCCAAGGACAAUUUUUAGGGUCGAUAACAAGACCGGAAAUAUGUAUUACCGGCCACGUAGACUCUUCUAGAAGUCUGCUAAACUCGACCUGUGGAGUGAAGACGAUUGGGAUGAAUCAUACCAUUGGAGAAAGAAAGUGAUCUCAUGAAGAGUUAUGUGUAUAAGGUAGGCCCAUUCCUUUGCAGUGUAUUGGAUCCCAAUCUUUCAUAGAACUUUGCUUCCUUUGAAGGCAAGAUUUCUCUGUUUUGAUCAAAUGAUGAAAUAUCUGAGUUUGGUGUGUAACUUUGGGAAAGAAAGCUAACUAUUUUGAUGUUGAUUUAUAGCUAGCUUGGAAGUUGGAACAAUAAAUAUAAUAUGAAGUGUGUACAUUUUA